CGCGCCACGGCACCAUGCUGCUGGUUGAGAAGACGACCGACUCACCGGCGGCAGAGUUCUCGCUGGUGGAAGACGUGGCCCUGCACUUUGCCUGCUUGAUGGGCCGCCUGAACGAGCAGCGCCUCUUCCAGCCUGACCUCUGCGACGUGGACCUUGUGCUGGUGCCCCAGCGCAGCGUCUUCCCAGCGCACAAGGGCGUGCUGGCCGCCUACAGCCAGUUCUUCCACUCGCUCUUCACCCAGAACAAGCAGCUGCAGCGGGUGGAACUGUCCCUGGAGGCUCUGGCUCCUGGUGGCCUGCAGCAGAUCCUCAACUUCAUCUACACGUCCAAGCUGCUGGUCAACGCGACCAACGUCCACGAGGUGCUCAGUGCUGCCUCGUUGCUGCAGAUGGCCGACAUUGCUGCGUCCUGCCAGGAGCUGCUAGACGCCCGCUCCCUUGGUCCCCCGGGUCCUGGUGCUGUGGCCCUGGCCCAGCCCACCACCAGCUGCACCCCGGCUGCACCACCCUACUACUGUGACAUCAAGCAGGAGGCUGACGCCCCGGGCCUGCCCAAGAUCUAUGCUCGAGAAGGCCCUGACCCCUACUCAGUGCGUGUCGAGGACGGGGCGGGGGCCGCGGGUGGCACGGUGCCCGCCACCAUUGGACCAGCCCAGCCCUUCUUCAAAGAGGAGAAGGAGGGGGUUGUCGGCGAGGCCGGUGGGCCCCCGGCCAGCUUGUGUAAGCUGGAAGGUGGGGAGGAGCUGGAGGAAGAGCUUGGGGGUUCUGGCACCUACAGCCGCCGGGAGCAAUCCCAGAUCAUCGUGGAGGUGAACCUCAAUAACCAGACACUGCACGUGUCCACGGGGCCCGAAGGGAAGCCGAGCACCACCACGGGCCCCACCAUGAUGCUGGGUCGGGAGGAUGGACUGCAGAGACACUCGGAGGAGGAGGACGAGGAGGAGGAUGAGGAGGAGGAGGAGGAGGAGGAGGAGGAGGAGGAGGGCCGUGGCAGUGGGGGAGAGGAGGAGGAGGAGGAGGAGGAGGAGGCGGGCGGCAGUCAGGGAGAGGAGGAAGACGAGGAGGAGGAAGGGCACAGUGAGCCGGAGGAGGAGGAAGAGGAGGAGGAGGAAGGUCGCAGGGAGCAGGACCAAGAGAGCUCGGAGCAGGAUGAGGUGGAGGAGGAGGAGGGGGAAGCAGGGAGCAGGCAGGGGCCGGGCGUGCCCGGGGGGCGCCGGGGCGGUCGGGCAGAGCCCCCUCCCCACAGCCGCAUGGCCACUCGGUCCAGGGACAGCGCCCGGCGCCGGCCAGCCCCCGAGGCAGAGGAGGCCGGCAGGCGAGGAGGGAAGCGGCCGAAGCCGCCCCCAGGCGUGGCCCCUGCGCCCGCCCGAGGGCCACAGGCCACUGACGGGAUGGGAGCCAAGGUGAAGUUGGAGGAGAAGCAGCACCACCCCUGCCAGAAGUGCCCACGCGUCUUCAACAACCGCUGGUAUCUGGAGAAGCACAUGAAUGUGACCCACAGCCGCAUGCAGAUCUGCGACCAGUGCGGCAAGCGCUUCCUGCUGGAGAGCGAGCUGCUGCUGCACCGGCAGACGGACUGCGAACGCAACAUCCAGUGUGUGACGUGCGGCAAAGCCUUUAAGAAGCUCUGGUCCCUCCAUGAACAUAACAAGAUCGUGCACGGCUACGCAGAGAAGAAAUUCUCAUGCGAGAUCUGUGAGAAGAAGUUCUACACCAUGGCCCACGUGCGCAAGCACAUGGUCGCCCACACCAAGGACAUGCCCUUCACCUGUGAGACCUGCGGGAAGUCCUUCAAACGCAGCAUGUCUCUCAAGGUGCACUCACUGCAGCACUCUGGGGAGAAGCCUUUUCGAUGUGAGAACUGCAACGAGCGCUUCCAGUACAAGUACCAGCUGCGGUCCCACAUGAGCAUCCACAUUGGCCACAAGCAGUUCAUGUGCCAGUGGUGCGGCAAGGACUUCAACAUGAAGCAGUACUUCGACGAGCACAUGAAGACCCACACAGGGGAGAAGCCGUACAUCUGCGAGAUCUGCGGCAAGAGCUUCACCAGCCGGCCCAACAUGAAGCGGCACCGGCGCACGCACACGGGCGAGAAGCCGUACCCCUGCGACGUCUGCGGCCAGCGCUUCCGCUUCUCCAACAUGCUCAAGGCCCACAAGGAGAAGUGCUUCCGCGUCAGCCACCCCCUGGCCGGCGACGCCUCCCCCAGCGCCCCGGGCCUGGCCCCCGCGCUGCCGCCGCUCCCGGGGCCGCCCCACCUGCCGCCGCCGCCCCCGCUCUUCCCCACCACUGCCAGCCCGGGCGGGAGGAUGAACGCCAACAACUGACUGCCCGCCUGUGCAGUGGGCAGAGCCCAGGCCCCUCCCCGGGGGAGGGCAGCCUGCACCGGGCCUGGCGACCCCCGCCGCGGCGGGGGCUGGACUUGCUUUGCUUGAGGCCUGUGAUCCUGGGGGCUGUGGCUGGAGGCCCCCCAGAGCUGGCGGAGGACACUGCGCUCCCAAGUGCCCCCCCUUCAGUGACUCCUUGAAGCCUUUACUUUUAGGGGUGUUGGGGGGGAAGUGAGGGAAAAAGACAAGAGAAGAAACUGCAGCACCCCCCUCCAGGUGAGGGGCUACAAAGGUGGCAAGGUACAGUGGGGAGGAAGGGGACAGGGCAGCAGGCGUGACUGGUCACACCUGCUGAGGCCUGAGCCAGAGGGCUUGGCCAGGUGGCCCCUGAGUCAGCGUCAGCAGUUCAGCCCCACAUCUUCCAUACCCCCAACCUGUCCCCUCAUCCUGGAGGGUUUGGGGAGAAGUUGGGGUGCCAGCCCCCCCUUGGAGGAUCUGUGGCCGAGACAAGGGCUGGAGACUGGUGAAUGUGUUGGGUGGGGAGUGGAGGGGUGUGGGGACUGUAGGCCCAGCUCUGUACCUUGUGGAGUUGGGCAGGCAGGGGCUGGACCCCGGGAUUUGCUUUCUCUACCCGCACCCCUGGUAGCAGGCACAGGGACCCCUGAGGACCCUGCGCCCUGGAUAGGACAUCCCCAGAAGCUGCGGGGCCUCAAGGUCCGGUGGGCCAAGCCCUGGGUGGGAGCCGGGCGGCUCCGCGGCACAUCCCCCAGGGCUGCCGGCAGCAUCCCUGAGGCGGGAGGCCCCGGGGCGGGCCCCAGCAGGAAGCUUGGGCAGAUGUUUUAAGGUUUCAAGGUGCUACCAGUGAGGGCAGGGGUGGGCUGCUGCACAGAGCACCCUGCCCCUCACAGCCACCCUGGCUCUUUCUCCCGUGCCAGAAGGGGAUGUGUGUGUUUGUGUCCGUCUCCGCCCCGAAAGGCAGCACCGAGCUCAUCUCCGGGGGCCCGGCCACAGCAGGACCCUGGCUGGUGUCCAGCGUCCGGACCCCUCCUGGGCCUCUGCACCGGUGGGCGGGGCGCCUGCAUUGCAGGCCCUGUGGCACGGCGGAGUCCCGGGGGCCCCUUCCUGCACCCGAGUCUUGCCCCCACGAGGCCAUCACUAAUAGGAGCCCCUUUUUGUUGUCACUUAAUGUCUUUAUUUCCUGCCUUUAAAUUGGGGAGGAAGGUUCCAUAAGCUACAUGUUUCCUAGUUAAGCUCUUUCCUAUUGUGUUUAUAUGGUUUUGUUUGUUAUACUCUUUGCACCUUAACCCCACGACUACCCCCACACACCACCUUCCCAGCUUGUCUGGAGUGGGAAAAGGCCUGACCCCAAGGGGGACAGAGGGGACACUGGACCCCACUGACCUCCUUGUGAGGCCCUUGGCACUGGGGCAGGGGGCUGGGAUCAUUUUAAUCAUCAAUAAACUAAGCACUUUAUUCUGUACAGAUGUGGGUAGGUCCAAGGAGCCCGAGUGAUGUGAGGAUUUAUAAUCCAAGCUGCACAGCCCUGACUGUUCCCUGGGCCUGGAGCGGCAGUGCCCUGGCCUGGUUGGGUUUGGGGCCACAGAGGGUGGGCGCAAGCCAGAGCCUACAGACUCUCUCAGGCCCCUCCGCUGUCCUCUGGAGAGAGAAGGCGGGCCCCUCCCUGGAAGAGGAUGGGAUGGCUUCCUGCCCUGCAGCCCCCUAGCCCAAGGCCAGGGGUCCAAGCUCUCAUGGGGUCAGGCUGGGCCUCCCAAGUUCCUGCUUUACUGUAGCUCUUGCCCUCUCCUGCACCCCUUGAUCUCUGGGCUUCCAUGACGUCCUCAGGGUCCCCCCCCCCCCAAUCUCCUUCCCUUUGCAAUUUCUAACCUCUGGUCCCAGUGCCUGGCAGCUCUUCAGAGCUGGCUCACAUUUUCCAAAAACGUGUUGAUCUACCCCAGUGGGCUGUGGACCAUGACCCUCAUGGUCUCCAAUCCCUGUCACUGACACCAGGGUCUCCCCAGGGGCUGGUGGCCUUGCCACCUGCUAGCCCCACUGCAGCCUUAGAGAGCCUGGGUGGGAGGGGGGCUCUGGUCUGUGAGUCCAGACUGACACAGGCCAGAGAUGGGAGCGUGGGGCUGGCAGAGGUGAAACCUGUCCCAGGACCUGGGGCUCCUCGUGCACUUCCCCACCGAAGCAGGAGAAGGAUCUAGAUGGCAGGCUGGGCACUGGUCAGAAUGGUCACACAGCUGCAUGAGGCGCGGCCGGUCCCUCUCCUGGAAGGCCCAAGUCCCAGUGGGGACAGGAGCCCUGUGUCCCUGGUGCUAACAGCUCUCCUCGGUUUGGGUCAGCGUUGCUGGGGGCUCCUUUCUGGCCAGACCACAAGGGUCUGAAGCAAUAAUGGAACCUCAGCAGUGUCAGUAGGGAUAGGGGUUCUUGUUUUACCAGCCUUUGCAUUUACUUUUUAUUUUUUAAAAACAAUUUAACAAGCACUUGGAUCUUGGAGUGAGGCGACUGCAACAUCACCCCUACUUUUCAGGGCCAGUGUGGUCUGGGGGCUCCGGAUUGUAGCUUCCUGCCGGAGGUCUGCUGGGGUUAGAUUUCAGGUCCAGAAUCUGGGCCUCCCCCCUCAGCAAACUCUGGGCUCCUAGAGGCCAACUUGCCAAAGGAAGUGACCGGAGAGAGGAGGUGGGCCUGAAGCCCUGCAACUAUGGCCUGGGGACGGGUCAGAAACUGACCCUCCAACCCCGGCACAUGGUGUCAGGGCUGCCGUGAUGCACCUCACAGGGCUCAGCACUGGACAAAACCUGUGCCCAGGCUUGUGGACCCUUGACGUCUGGUCACAUGUGGCCACCCACAGCCCCCAAGGGUGUGGGCCGUGCAGGCGGGUGAGUGAGGAGAGUGGAGGGGAAUAAAGUCAGUACAACUGUCCCUGG
Molecule: messenger RNA, 5257 nt
Organism: Condylura cristata (star-nosed mole)
Lineage: Eukaryota; Metazoa; Chordata; Mammalia; Eulipotyphla; Talpidae
Gene: ZBTB47
Product: zinc finger and BTB domain containing 47
Exons: 6
Coding region: 15-2327 (770 amino acids)
Biological process (GO): regulation of transcription by RNA polymerase II
Cellular component (GO): nucleus
Molecular function (GO): DNA-binding transcription factor activity, RNA polymerase II-specific; protein binding; RNA polymerase II cis-regulatory region sequence-specific DNA binding
Source: RefSeq, a predicted model, not a curated record